Striga asiatica is the source of this 519-nucleotide messenger RNA. Lineage: Eukaryota; Viridiplantae; Streptophyta; Magnoliopsida; Lamiales; Orobanchaceae. The record is from the annotation of a GenBank genome assembly.
AUGGUCAUCGGGGUCAACGAUUACAAACUCUCGAACUGGAACUGGCUCGACUAUUUGGUAGUUCCGAUUCAUGGCCCUCAUGUUCAAAUUAAGUGCUUGAUCCACCAGUUUUGGGUUGAACAUGAUGGUAAACGGUUGGAAAGAAAAAACAAAAAGAAACAAAUAGUAAAAAAUGGGUUCGGUCUUGAUGGAAAUUCUCGAAAAUCAGCGAGCCUGCCGGUUUCUGGUUGGGCCAAACCCUAUGAGUUAAGAAAAAAAAUUCUGCUCGACUCGAAACCAGCUCAUUCACCGUUCUUGUUUCUUGGUUGUUUAAUUGUAUCUGCUGCUUCGGCUAGAACUAAGAAACUUGUUUUAUUGGAACAUGAUGUCAAAAAGUGGAUUGCACAUGCGUGGACGAGCAGGAAAAUGAAGUCUCGAGGUGACGAUAGAAGAGUUCAAUUUAUAACAGAUAAUAUUAACAAUGAUGACUCAAUAUCGCCAGUCCGUCUGAGACAUUUAGGAUCAAGGAGUACAAAGUGA